GUCUUGUUGAGAUCGAGCUCCAGUGCAGUCCAGCUGGUCCUUCGCCUUGUUGUUGUGUUCAACGUUUGUUAUUCAGUUGUGGUGUCCUUGUGCUCAUUUCUAAGUUCGCAAUCAUGAAUCACCAAGGCGGUAAGCAGUGGGGCAAGUUGAAGGAGUCUCAGAAGAAAGAACUGGAUGACAUUAACCAGUCGUACCACAGCGGAGGCAAGUUCGACGAUGUCGAGGACUUGGCUGACAAGCUCAUCUCGUACCGUGACCAGUUCAUGGAGUUUGACGAGGACAACUCUGGUGACAUUGAUCUCAUGGAGCUGAAGCGAAUGAUGGAGAAGCUCGGCCAAGCUAAAACCCACUUGGAGCUGAAGAAAAUGAUUGCUGAGGUGGACACGAACAACUCCGGUACUAUUCACUAUCCUGAGUUCUUGGACAUGAUGCUGGGUAAGCGAUCUACGAUCUUGAAGAUCAUCUUGAUGUUUGAGGCCAUGAAUAAGGAAAAGGAACAACCCAAGGGAGUUGCUCCUAAGAAGAGCUUUGCUGAUUUGCCAUGAGCACGUAAGAAACAAUGCAAUACUUUAUUCCACUUUCUCCAUGAUACAUUUAAAAAUUUCCCUUGUCCUUUGUAUUCUCUAGUUAGAGCUGGUGGUGUUGCCCGUUGUAGAACCACCUAGCGAAAGAAUGUCAAGUCGUGUCUUUUUUGUAGAGUCCCCCAAGCUGCUCUCCAAACUCCAUCGUAUCGAUCAUGUAACUAACGAGGUGCUGCCUGUGCCGGUAUAGAGCUGUAGUGUUUUGUUGUCAGCUUGCUCUCUGUCUGCCGGCGUCCACUGUUCUUGCUUCCGCAUAAGAUUAGCUUGCUGUGUCGUGUCUUUGCCAUACCCCUGCUCCUUCUACUAGCAGGCGUUUUUGAAUUGGGUCGUCCGAAAAUAAAUUGUGCUUAUAUUUUUUUGCUACGUAGCCAUUUGAUCGAUUCCUUGUCAUGUCCCAUAGUACCGUACCUAGACGACGUUCCAGACGCUAUCUUGAGAUCUGGUGGCUGAGAAGUAUAUUUUGAAGAUCACCUUUAGCUCAUUUUGUCAUUGAAGUUUUUGGCUAUUUUCUUCAGCAGGAGUAUUUUGACUUUUGACAUUUCAUUUUAAGAAAUGGGCGAUUAUCCAUA
Molecule: messenger RNA, 1150 nt
Organism: Sycon ciliatum
Lineage: Eukaryota; Metazoa; Porifera; Calcarea; Leucosolenida; Sycettidae
Product: allograft inflammatory factor 1-like
Exons: 1
Coding region: 114-545 (143 amino acids)
Biological process (GO): ruffle assembly; actin filament bundle assembly
Cellular component (GO): actin filament; ruffle membrane
Molecular function (GO): actin filament binding; calcium ion binding
Source: RefSeq, a predicted model, not a curated record